GUUAUGCCUCCAUUCAGCAGCCAGCAGCUCAUCAGGGCACGGUAAACACAUUUCCAUCACCAUGGCAGCUGUGCCAGUUCUGCUCCUCCUCUUCUCAGCUUCUUCUCCUCCAGUCCACAGUCUCCUCACUUCACUCCAUUUCAUUCCGGGUGACAUGAUUUACACUGAGGCUCGGGAAGCUUGCAGAGAAAAAUACACCGACCUCGUCACUGUGUACUCUGAUGAAGAAAACACUGAACUUUAUAACAGGAUGAUAAAGGAUGGUAUCAGUUACAGCUGGAUCGGACUCUAUCGUGGUCAGUUCAGUGAGAAAUGGUCUAAUGGUGAUCCUGUAACAUUCAGAAAUCUGACAGGGGAUUGUGGGACAUCAGACUGCUGUGCUGCUAUGAAGCCUGAUGGUUCAUGGGAAAGUCUUCAGUGCAGAGGGACAAGAUAUUUCAUGUGUUAUGAAGAAGAUGCUUCCUCACAGACUCCUAAUUAUCAUCUAAUCCCUGAGACUAAGACCUGGUAUGAAGCUCAGCAUUACUGCAGACAGAUAUACACUGACCUGGUCAGCAUCAGAGAUCAGCAGCACAAUGAAGAGGUGAAGAUUAAAGGGUUAAACAGCACCAUGUCCUUCUGGAUCGGCCUGCUGCAGGAUGACUGGCAGUGGACUGAUGGAGGAAACUCCACCUACAGAAACUGGGCUAUCGGAGAACCUUCAUCAUCACCAUACAACUGUGUAAUACUGAGUGGAGGGAGAUGGUACUCAUGGUCAUGCACUACUCCAUAUCCCACUCUGUGCUCCAACAUUUCCAUCCAUGUGAGUGAAGUGACUCUGAGCUGGGAGAAAGCUCUGGAUUACUGUCAGGAAGAGGACAGAGGUGGACUGCUGCAGAUUGAGUCUGAAGAUGACCAGAAGGAUGUGAUGAAAGAGCUUAAAAGGGGGCGUGUUUCUGAGCCUGUGUGGGUGGGGCUUAGACAGAGCCGACUCUUCGGGUUCUGGAUUUGGCCCGAUGGGAAGGCUGUGUUUCCGUACUCCAACUGGGACGAAGGGAAACAGCCUGAACAUCAGCUCUCUCAGCACUGCGGUGCCGUCGUUCCACAGAGAGACUACAGAUGGAGAGACAUGAACUGUCGGGCUCAGUACAGGGUUCUGUGUCACAGCACAUGUUCUCACUGAGUAUUUCAGAAUGUAAAGAGAUGCACACUCUCUUAGAAGUAAUGGGGUUUGGGGUUCUGUACUGUGAGGAACAACCAAAGAACAUCAGUGCAAAAAGCAAAUAAACUUAUCUUUAAUAGACCUAAAACAAAUACAACUUAUAAUCUUGGUAGUUUUAUAGGACAGGCUUCUCUCUCUCCCUCUCUCUCCCUCUCUCUAUCUCUCUCUCUCUCUCUCCCUCUCACUCUCUCCCUCUCUCCCUCUCUCUAUCUCUCUCUCUCUCCCUCUCACUCUCUCACUCUCUCCCUCUCACUCUCUCCCUCUCUCCCUCUCUCUAUCUCUCUCCCUCUCUCUCCCUCUCUCUAUCUCUCUCCCUCUCUCUCCCUCUCUCUAUCUCUCUCUCUCUCUCUCCCUCUCACUCUCUCACU
Messenger RNA from Hemibagrus wyckioides, 1569 nucleotides. Its product is annotated as macrophage mannose receptor 1-like. The transcript is spliced from 5 exons. Lineage: Eukaryota; Metazoa; Chordata; Actinopteri; Siluriformes; Bagridae. The coding region runs from base 62 to 1162 and encodes 366 amino acids. The record is from RefSeq and is a predicted model, not a curated record.